CACAUCGUCGCGUAUGAUUGAAGAAGCUGUCACGCAACACCUUGGAUGAAUCGACAUUGUUUCAUCUCAGUAGCUUAUUCAGAAAUAACACGUGAAUCCGUAUUAGUCAUCUUUACUUAACUUGAUUAACCGCUUAUUAUAAUACCAUGCUUGAAGAAGUGCCUACACAUCAUUUUGACUGCACCCACACUAUCUCAUAUUACAUUUAAACACGUAUAAUCAUGUUAAUUAGUCAUCAUAUAUUUACUCAAUUAAAGCCCUUGAAUGACCGAUCUCAUUUUAAAGCUCAACACUAGAUUAGUAAGUAUAUUCCUUCAGUUCAUUGUGUAUGCACACAUAUACAAUUCGUGAUAAAGCAAUCUAUUCUACGUGUGCGGGGGCUAUCUUCUCUCUCAUUUUUAUGCCUUCUCACUAAGACACAAUUUUUGAAUUUCACGGGCUGUCGUCGACUUCUUCUGGAACAGGCGGUGACUCUCGUUUUCCUUUGUCUUUUCAUGUCCUUUGUCGCUCUCUCCUUCCCUCUGUCUUUUGUAUUUUGAUUUUUUGUUGUUUUUCUGCUCCUUUUCUUGCAUCUAGCUUUGAUUUUCUUGUUUGGUUUCCUCCUUUUUGGAUCCUCUUCCACCCUAAUGGUGAUGUUUUUCCAAUCUCCACGAGGAGAUGCUUUUGUGCCUCACCAGAUCCCAUAUCCGUGUGGAUGUGUUUCUAGUAGGUGUUUGAGGGGACCAAUGUUGUCGCUCGUUUGCUUCUCUCCGAUCCUCCAUCUACCUCCACAUGUUUCAUCCAUAAAAUGGAGAUGAUUCGGAGAUGCAUGGACCUUGGUUGUACUGGAUGAAGAUUAAUGGGGCUUGUGAGCAAGGAUGACACUCUUGAGGAAGGAUCUAGCCGAAGGCUCAGAGUGGCAAUGAUUUGGUCGACUUUCCUCUGACCAAGGCCUUGGAUUUCCCCAUGGUUUACUUGUUUUGCAGGUGGAUCUAUCUCUGGGAUUGGUUCCUCCCAAUCGAGGUUUUUUAAUUCCCCCUUUAGGUCGGCUCGUCAACUGUCUGGUGGAGCCUUUUAUAUUUGCAACUUUCAUCGCCUCCUCUGUGGUUCCCGGCGUGUGACCACGUGAAGGCAGGAAGGUUGUAUUCGGAGUGCUUUUGGUGGUCGGGGAUGCAAUCGACAACCAUGUCCUUAGUGUUUUGGUCGGCGGUUGUAGGGUUUGUUAGGAAUAGGCUUGUCCAUGUGUUUGGAUCGGGGUUUUGGGCUUUAUGACUAUAUUGUCGAUUUAGUGGCACGCAAUACCUUGCUUAUUCUUUACUUUGGACUAGUUUGGUCGUGUUGUACGUUUCGAGAAAAUAACUUAUGACUUGAGGUUUUAGAAGGAGGAAAUGAGCUAAGUGUUUGUCUGAAUAAAUAUUAGAUGUAAUGUAAAAUGACUAAUUUUUUGAUAUAAAAUAUAAAUAAAGCUACACAAAAUGAAUAUUUUUAGAAUUAUGUUAUAUUAAACAAAUUAUUUUAGUUUUAAGAUGAUAUAAAUGAAGAAAAAUAUAUUUAUUUAAAUUUUAUUUAAAUGAUAAGAAUAUUCUUUUAUUUUUUCAAAAUAAAGUUUCAUCAAUGGUCUAAAUCGAAGCUUAUACUUUAAACUUUUUCAAAAAUCAAUCUUACAUAGACAUCACUCAAUUUGCAGUUUUUUGAAACAGAAAACCACAACUAAAAAUCGGACCAAAUAUAAGCUUUAUUAUAUUGCUGACUCAAUCAUUGUAAUUAUCCCUAUGAUAAUCCCUUCAUGGUCGACCAUAUCUGUGAAAAAUCUGGUUAGAUCAGGUCGUUAAGCCUCAUUGUUUAAGGAGGUUCUUAAACCAUUUUUAUUGGCUGAUACUAGAUUAGGUAGUUAAUGAGGGUUAGUAGUUAAUAGUUAAUUGGAAUAAAUAAGAUAUUAUAAAAAUAUAAUUAAUAUUACUCAUUAAUGAUCCUCUUUCUCUCUCCCCCUUGAUCUUCUCCAUAACCCUCUCUCUCUCCACUACAAUUAAAUGGAAAUUCGAAAUUAAUUUAAUUAAAUAUUAUUAUUUAAUAUUUAAUAAAUUCGCACUUAUUAUUUUUUACUUUUUAAAAUGAAAAUUGAAAAUUAAAAAUAUAUGCUCUCUCUCACUUCGUGGCAACUUGCAAUACAAUAUUAACAUUUUGCAAUGACAUUAUCCACAUUUAUGAAAUGAAUCAUUAUUAUUAGGGUUAAUACCCUAGUUUGGCCCGAAGUUUGGCAUUAGUGACAGUUCUGACCUUAUUUUUCAAAUAAGACAUUUAUGGCCUACUUUUGAAACUAUUGGACUAAUUUGGCCAAAAAUUUUCUUUGACCGUUAAUAUUAACGGUCAAACACUAUUCCGUUAGUGACUCAACACAAAAUCGCUGAUGUGGCAUGCCACAUCAUUAAAUAAUAAUAUUUUAAUUUUAUAAUUCAAUUAAAAUAAAAAUUAAGAAAUUCCAAUUCCAAACCUCCAAACCCUAAACUGAAUUAAACAUCCUCAUGGAAGCCCAUUUUAAAUUUGUCUCCUUCACCUUCAGAUCGGAAACCCAUUUUCUUCCUAACUGUAUUAAGAAUUUGUCUCGUUCACCUUCAGAUCGGAAUCAAACAUCCUCGUGGAAGCCCAUUUUCAAAAAUGACGACUCAAACGCUCACCGAACUGCUAAGCGCGUCGCCCAUGAGUUCCCCGACCGCCACGCCCCAUCCCAUUUGUUUCCGGCAAACUCGAUCUCACCCACCUCUCGCCUAGCCGCGGUCGGCAUCGUGGUCGCGCUCACUUUCCCCAACACCGUGAUUCGAGUCAGAGCAACAGCGGCGCCGCUCAACGCCGCCUGCACGGCGAAGGAAUUCGAGUUCUACCUAUCGGACUCGGAAUCCAAGCGAUUGCUCACUUUGUGCGAGGGAAACACGGCGGCCGAAUCCGCCGCUUCGAAGCUCCAAGUUCGCCACGCCACUGCAGCUCUCUCCGCAGAAGAUUCUAAGCUCGCGCUCUCUCUUCCUCCUCCGUCUGCGUCAAGAGCCAGCUCGCCGGACCGAAGUAGCAGGAGGGAGGCGCCUCCUGUUGACGAUGAUGUUUGAUUCAGUUUAGGGUUUGGAUUUGGGGCCAAUGGAUUUUGGGAUGAUAACAGGGGAAUUGGAAUUUCUUAAUUUUUAUUUUAAAUUAAAAUAAUAUUAUUUAAUGAUGUGGCAUGCCACAUCAGCGAUUUUUUGCUGAGUCACUAACGGAAUAGUGUUUAAUCGUUAAUAUUAACGGUCAAAGAAAAUUUUGGGCCAAAUUCGUCCAAUAGUUUCAAAAUUAGGCCAUGAAUGUCUUAUUUUAAAAAUGGGGCCAGAACUGUCACUUACCCCAAACUUCGGGCCAAACUAGGGUAUUAACCCUUAUUAUUAUACCUCAUCAUUAUCAACAUUUAUUAUACCUCAUCAUUAUUAAUUCACUUUUGAUAAUGUCAUAAACAAACAAAUAUCUAACAAGUAUGCUUCUUGAUAAUGAUAUUUGACAAAGUUACAAACAUAAACGAAAAAAUAUUAAUAAUUCAAAUCACUAAACAUAAGCAAUCUUACAAAUGAAUUAAAUUUUUGCUAAUGGUUGUAUUGUGCUUGGAAAAAAAAUUGAUAAUAGCACUUCAAAUGAUUAUAAAUCAUUGCGAACCAAAUUGAUAAUACGAUGUAAUAGUAAAUAAACUUCAAGUACCAACAAAUUGAAAACACAAUUUCACUUUUGCUAAUGUUACAAACAAAACAUAACAUAAAAAGUUAAUAAUGUCAUAUAAAAUUAUUAAAAAACAUGUCGAACAACAUUAAUAAUAAAAAAAACGAAUACCUAACAACGAAAAAUCUCAAACCCAUACAAUAAAAAGCCCUAAUGAUGAUUCAAUUUAUAAAUAUUGAUAAUGUCAUUACAAAAUGUUCAUACUUAAUACUAAUCGGAAGUUGCCAAGUUGUGAGAGAGGCAUAUAUUUUAGAUUUCAAAUUUCCAUUUUAGAAAACAAAAAUUAUGAAAUUCGGAUUUUAAUAAAUAUUAUAUAAAAUUAAUUUCAUAUUUCUUUUUAAUUAUAAUGUAGAGAGAGGGUGAUGGAGAAAAUCAUGGGAGGAGAGAGAAAGAGAAUCAUUAAUUAAUUAUAUUAAUUUUAAUUAUAUUUGCAUAACCCUAUUUACCCUUAACUACCUAUUAACUACUAAUCUCCAUUAACUACCUAAUCCACUAUCAGCCAAGAGGAAGGCUUUAAGAUUUUCCUUAAAAAAUGAGCCUUAAGGACUUGAACUCAAGCCAAUAAGUUUGAAAUUUUUUAUCAUAACUAUCUUUUGAACUAUUUUCUUAUUUAGCGUUUUCAAAAUUUUGGGCUACGAGCUUAAUAUAUUAUAUGUAGGAACUUGGUAGAUAAUGACUACAUAACCUAAGAACUAAGGUAUUUUUUCCAAAAGAUUGAGUUGGGAGUUAAGGAUUAAUGGUGGAAUAUUCAUUUUGUUUGAGGGUUUUGUUUAUGAUGUGAUUGUAUGAUUGAAUAGUUUGAUUAAACUAUUAAAUUUUUUCGUCAAAAACAAAGUUAACUUCGAAAAUGACUACUGAAAUUAAAAAUUAUAUACUAUAUACUAGAAUUAAAACUAUAUGGGAACCAUUUUGUUAUGACAUUUACCAACCAAAAUAAGUCAUUUACUAAAAAAUACGAAAAAGAAAAAAUAUUCACGUUCUUCCUAUCAGGAAGGGAGUUAUUAUAGGAAAACCCUAUUGGUUGGAUUAUAAAAAUUUCAGCCAACUGACCGGCUUAAUAGCUAGUUUGAGUAAAAUUAUAAGUAAAUU
Molecule: messenger RNA, 4797 nt
Organism: Linum trigynum
Lineage: Eukaryota; Viridiplantae; Streptophyta; Magnoliopsida; Malpighiales; Linaceae
Source: the annotation of a GenBank genome assembly